This is a messenger RNA of Besnoitia besnoiti, 822 nucleotides long. RefSeq names its product ribosomal protein RPL7A. The transcript has 4 exons. NCBI's taxonomy places the organism in Eukaryota, Apicomplexa, Conoidasida, Eucoccidiorida, Sarcocystidae. The coding region runs from base 1 to 822 and encodes 273 amino acids. Gene Ontology annotation, cellular component: ribonucleoprotein complex. Gene Ontology annotation, biological process: ribosome biogenesis. The record is from RefSeq and is a predicted model, not a curated record.
AUGAAGAAGGGUUCGUCGAGCGCUAAGGGCAGCAGCGGAGGAAAGAAGAAGCUGCCCGCGGCACCUCUCAGCAGCAAGGCUGGCAAGAAGGUCCAGAAGUCGCCGAUCUUCUCGAAGACGCCCAGGAACUUCCGUGUCGGCGGCAACAUCCAGCCCCGACGCGACCUCAGCAGAUUCGUGAAGUGGCCCAAGUACGUUCUGCUCCAGCGUCAGCGCAAAGUGCUGAUGCAGCGCCUGAAGGUUCCGCCUGCGAUCAACCAGUUCACCCACACUCUGGACAAGAACCAAACCUCCCAGCUCAUGCGCCUCCUCGCCAAGUACAAGCCCGAGACUCGCGCUGAGAAGAAGCAGCGCCUGAUCCAGGAGGCCGAGAGGCAAAGCGCUGGCGGCGCCGCUGGCGGCAAGAAACCCGUCAUGAUCAAGUACGGUAUCAACCAUGUUACUGAUCUGAUCGAGAUCAAGAAGGCGAAGCUCGUCGUCAUCGCCCACGAUGUCACCCCCGUCGAGCUGGUCUGCUGGAUUCCGCAGCUCUGCCGCAAGAAGGAGGUCCCGUACUGCAUUGUCAAGGGCAAGAGCCGCCUGGGCCAGUUGGUUCACCAGAAAAACUGCCCGGUCCUGGCCAUCGACAACGUCAGAAAGGAGGACCAAGCUGAGCUGGAGGCGCAGUGCAAAUUGUAUCGUUCCAUGUUCAACGACAAUUCAGAAGCGCGCCGCCGCUGGGGUGGUGGUGUCAACGGCAUCAAGUCUCAGCACGCGCAGCAGAAGAAGGAGAAGCUCAUCAACAUUGAGCUGAAGAAGAAGAUGGGUCUCCAGUUGGCAUGA